UCAACCAGUGUUUUCAAGGUCAAGAUGUAACUUGGAGCUGUGUUUUCUUACACAGUGCUAGAAGACGUACUCAGACCAUUUACUUAAGUGAAACUAACAAUACCACAGUGUAAAACUUUUAUUUAAAUAAAAGUAUAGAUGUAAUAGUAUUAAAGUAUUCUUGAAGUACCAAAGAGAAGCGGUGAAGUGUAUGAGAAGUAGGCGAGGAGGCGUCAUCUUCCGCAUUGGUGCUGCAGCAGGUUGUGUCAGCGCGUCAGUGUGCGAGACCGCCUUCAACCAGAGGUGGCCGAGUCCUGUUCACGGCCUGAUAUAACGGAGAGAGAAAGAGGAAAUGACCUGUGGUCUCAUCUUCUGCUUUGACGGGUUGGGCCAUAUGGUGUAGGACCGCCGGAGGACAACGCACAGAGGUGAGAUGAGGGACCGACUGUUGGAGCUGCAGACCUUCACCUCCAGGCCAGCAGAGGACAACCGCACGUAUGAGGGUAACCAUGACCAAACCACUGAGGAUGAAGAACAUCUGGUGCAACAGGCUGUUGUGUUUGAGGGAGAACACGUGAUGGAUGGUAUCUACAAGGAGGCCCAGACGAUGAGGAAGGAGAUGCUGCUGCUUAAAAUGGACGUGAAGCGUCUUGGGAAGCAGAACACCAGGUUCCUCACGUCUGUCAGGAGAAUCAGCAGCAUCAAACGGGACUCCAGUGCUGUGGGACGGGACAUUAAGGCCCGAGGGGAGGCCAUUUAUGCACGCCUGGAGAAGCUGGGGAAGCUGAGCAAAGAGCUGGAGGAGGAGCACGGGCUUACCUCAGCUGUAGCUCGCAUGGCACGUUCACAGUACGCGUGUCUGACCAACGCCUUCCACGAUGCUAUGUCUGAGUACAAUGAGGCCGAGAUGGUCCAGAAAGAGAACUGCAAGACCCGCAUCCAGAGGCAAGCGGAGAUCGUGGGCAAGGAGGUGAGCAGGGAGCAGAUAGACGAGAUGAUCGAGACGGGCAAGUGGAACGUGUUCUCAGAUAAUCUAGUACUGGAAGGGAAGACCGCCAGAUCUGCACUCAGUGAGAUCGAGAACCGGCACAAAGAACUUCUGGAGCUCGAAGGCCGCAUCAGGGACAUUCAUGAGCUUUUCUUCCAGAUGGCCACGCUGGUGGAGGAGCAGGGCUCAAUGCUGAAUAACAUAGAAGCAAAUGUAUGUGCUACUGAAGACUAUGUUGUAAAGGCUACAGCUGAGAUCAAGAAGGCUGUGAAAUACAACAAAAACAAUCCAUGCAAAAAACUCUUCUGUUGUUGCUUCCCUUGCUGCAAAUGAGAGCGCCAGUGUUAUUUUGUAUGUAUCUAUGUCAUGAGAAUGUCAAGAUUAGAAUCAAAUCAGCUUCCUAUGCAAAGAUGACUGUAAUAUCUUGCUUCGGUUUGUUGAGCACCAGCUCCACUUUAAAGCAGCAGCAGUGCCCAAAGUUGACACUCUAGUGUUAUUUUCUUCACUGAACUUGUCUGAGAAAAUUUUGAACAACACGUUUACAUGCAAAUGUACACAGUGAAAUAUGGGUGUUUACAUUUCCUCAUUGUUGCUGAGAACAGCUGUUGCAUUUUAGCUAUUAUUUAAUGCAUAACUCAGCUUCUUUACCUUUCAGCUUUGUAAGCUCUGUAGUGAUAUGUGGGAUAUUUAAGAAAUGAACAUAAAUCGAUGUGUCUCUAAAUAAAUGCCUAAGAGUGGCUAGUUUUGAAAGCCUGAAUGCAAAUCCAAGCUUGGAAGGGGAACUUAAAGUAGGUGUAUUUCUUAUUACAGCCGUUGCUUAACACUUCUUUAGAAACACAGCCCGUGAUUGUGGUUAGCUGGGGAGAAGAUAGAUUUGUGUGGAUUGUGUAACUGUACGUUGGCCACCCUAAUGUUUAGUUAUCACUGGCUGUAGGCCAGAGCUUCAUGUUUCUCGAGACCUGUUUUUCUUAUUUCACACAAAAGAU
Messenger RNA from Monopterus albus (swamp eel), 1953 nucleotides. It is a transcript of the gene stx11a, whose product is annotated as syntaxin 11a. The record is from RefSeq and is a predicted model, not a curated record. Gene Ontology annotation, cellular component: plasma membrane; endomembrane system; presynaptic active zone membrane. Bases 413 to 1300 code for a protein of 295 amino acids. Lineage: Eukaryota; Metazoa; Chordata; Actinopteri; Synbranchiformes; Synbranchidae. Gene Ontology annotation, molecular function: SNAP receptor activity; SNARE binding. The transcript has 3 exons. Gene Ontology annotation, biological process: exocytosis; intracellular protein transport; synaptic vesicle fusion to presynaptic active zone membrane.